AGCUAGCUCUUAGACACGGUCACGGUGCAGUUUGUUACGUGGGCUGAGCACUAGCCGUGAUCACCAUGCGCGCAAGCAGCGGCUGCGCGCAAGAGUACUACCCCGGUCGCCGCUGCCUCGCAGUCGCAGCUGGGGCCUCGCCGCCGGUGUCGGCCUCGGCCUCGGCUCAGUCGCUUGACGCGCAGCGCGCGGACCUGGAGAGGGCGCUGGGGGUGACCACGACCGUGCUCUUCGUCGCCAGCUUGUUGUUCAUCGUGCUCAGCACGCUCUACGGCUGCCUCUGCACCGGCAGGCCCCAACAACCCGACGGCGACCCGGGCGCGUUACCGGCGGCGGCGUCUGCCGAGGAGACCAAGCGCGCGCUCGAGGAGAUCCCCGUGGUGGUCGUGCAGGUGCGCGACGACGGCGACCGGGGCAGCGAGGGAGGCGUUGAGGAGGAGGAGGCCGGGGAGUGCGCGGUGUGCCUGGCGGAGUACGCGGGCGGGGAGGAGGUGCGCGUGUUGCCCGCGUGCCGGCACGGGUUCCACCGGGAGUGCGUCGAUCGGUGGCUGCUCACGCGCGCGCCCACCUGCCCCGUGUGCCGCGCCCCCAUCGCCGCGCGCUCCAAGGAACCCGACGCCAAGUGCUGCGCCGGCGGCGAUGCCGUGCUGCCUGUAGUCCCAUAAAAACGUGAGGGUAAACAUACAUGUAGCGAGACGUACAGUGCACUAAUCUGGUAGUGGUGUUGAGCUCAGUUUUGCUGGUUUUCUUCUUCUUCUGAUAAGAUAAGAACAUUCGAUCGAUGAGAUGAAAUGUUAUUAGCUAGGCCAGUGAUUUUUAUUUACAAAAUUAGCUAGAUCAACGAUGAUCCAUGUGGAUGUAGCAUCAGGAAUUCAGGAUUAUCCAGCUUUUGAACUCUGCUGGGAACUUGGGAUGAAGGCAUGUAGCGGUGGGUGCACGUACGGUGGUACGGGCGUGUCCAUCCUGAUCCGCAUUCGAUCGUGUCCAUGGAGAAAUGUAAGACCAUAACUGUGAUGUACACACCUACUAUAUGAGUCUUUAAAAUAUUUUAA
Messenger RNA from Phragmites australis (common reed), 1052 nucleotides. Its product is annotated as RING-H2 finger protein ATL66-like. NCBI's taxonomy places the organism in Eukaryota, Viridiplantae, Streptophyta, Magnoliopsida, Poales, Poaceae. The record is from RefSeq and is a predicted model, not a curated record. The transcript has a single exon. The coding region runs from base 66 to 665 and encodes 199 amino acids.